CGUGACGUCAUAUCCUGAAAAAAUAUAGGAGGUACACAACAGAGAAAUUUUUAGAGAAUUCGUUUUGUAUUUAUUUGUCUUUGUGACAAUUUCGUAGAACUUCCUUCAUUGAAUUUUACAAUGACGAUCAUUAAAGUAACCAAAGAUGGAAAGAUUCUUGGGAAGAAGAAGGCAGAUGAGACCGUAGUUCCUCUUGCUCCGGAGAGUAGCGAGCCAGCUGGCCGUACCUUACACAUCUCGUACGUACCGAGUGCAAGAUCAAAACGUCUUGUUAACGUUUUUCUCCUGAUUAUUGCCUUGCUGGUACUCAGUGCUGGAAUCAUUGGAGGUGUCUACCUGUACAAAUAUAUGCAACACAGGCACAGAGUUUCAAGAAUCUCCGUACAGUAUGAGGAUGACAAACCAAAGCCAGACCAUCAGACGGAGUCAGUGACGUACAUGACGAUGGAGGAAGACAUUGAUAUCCGCAUUGAAGAGGAGCUCGAGAGGAUUGAAGUCCCAAGAUUUGACGAGUGCCGCCAGUCCGUUAUCUUACACGAUUUCCACAUGAACUACACAGUGAUUGUUGACAAUGAAGAUCAGGAGUGCUUUAUCAUGGAUCUUGACAGGAAGCAAAUAAGCCCACCAAAGUCAUUCGCUGAGCUCAUCAGAAAAUACUCAUCUGGAUACUACAUGCCACGUGUAGAUGUCGUCAGACGUGACUACCGCGUCAUAACUCCUGCUCUGAAGAACCUUCAGUUUGCUGGUCCCGCCAUCGCCAUGGAAUGUGCACACUACGACUCAUACAAACUUGAGAAGAGGGAGCCAGUUCCACUGAUUGAGUUCCACUUCAAAUACGUGAAGACAUACGGAUUCAGUAACUUGCGGCAGGUGAUCAAAGAUCGUAUUAUGAAAUAGAUUGAGGCACGAUGAACAAUGUCCCGUACUUUCUAUAUAUAUCUCAUCUCAAAACCAACACGUCAUCGAUUGCCUAAGAAAAGUUUAUAUAUCGAUUGUUUGUAUAUUUUCAUACAUUGUGUAAACUGUAAACGUUGAAAACUUUUUUUCUGAAUAAUAAUCAUCUUGAAUAGGUGGCUUUUGAGCUCUUAUUGCUUACUGGAUGUGGUAAAUAACGGAAGCUGCUGCAUAUGAUUAUCGGAAGUGUUUUAAUGAUUAAUUUUUUUUUGUUCCAUGAUUUAUCGUCAAAAUUGAUAUAAUAUAUUUGUCUCAUUAGUGCAGUACCGUGUUAACUUGUAUAAAAAUUUAAGAGGAAAUAAUCUGUUACUGAAUUAACGAAAAUUGCUGCAUACCGGAAGUGUUUAAAUAUUUUCUUUUUUCUGUUCCUGAAUUAUCGUCUAAAUUAAUAUACAAUAUUGUCACAUUAUUGCAGUAACGUGUUAACUCAUAUAAAAUUUAAUGGGAAAUAACCCGUUACUGAACUAAGAUGACAAAAGAUCGUCAACAACUUCUUUUAGAUUAUGGCUAUCAAUAUAAUGGAAUGAAAGAAUUAAGGAAAUUGGAAACACUUGAAAAUAUUGAAAUAUAUUCGAGGCUUAUGAAAAUCCAGUGGUACAUGUACGUGUAAGUAUGUAAAAUACCUGAUAAUGCAAUAUUGAACAGCAAUUAUCAAAAUAUUGUUAAUGUUUUUUUAAGCUCUUUGUUUAAUAAUCAGUUAAGUAAAUUGUAUUUGGACCAAUAGUUUUAAAUGUGCAUUUGUUGGAAAUUAUAUUUUUAUACUUUUUUUUUGACACAGAUAAAAAAUGUCAUAAGUAAUAUAACUGCUUUUAUAUGAUUAGAACAAAUAGGGCAAAUAA
This is a messenger RNA of Ruditapes philippinarum (Manila clam), 1793 nucleotides long. Its product is annotated as integral membrane protein 2B-like. The record is from RefSeq and is a predicted model, not a curated record. Gene Ontology annotation, molecular function: amyloid-beta binding. Gene Ontology annotation, cellular component: plasma membrane; extracellular exosome; Golgi apparatus. The coding region runs from base 121 to 897 and encodes 258 amino acids. Gene Ontology annotation, biological process: negative regulation of amyloid precursor protein biosynthetic process. Lineage: Eukaryota; Metazoa; Mollusca; Bivalvia; Venerida; Veneridae. The transcript has 6 exons.